Meira miltonrushii is the source of this 1919-nucleotide messenger RNA. RefSeq lists its product as uncharacterized. The transcript has a single exon. Gene Ontology annotation, cellular component: snRNA-activating protein complex. The record is from RefSeq and is a predicted model, not a curated record. Bases 157 to 1815 code for a protein of 552 amino acids. NCBI's taxonomy places the organism in Eukaryota, Fungi, Basidiomycota, Exobasidiomycetes, Exobasidiales, Brachybasidiaceae. Gene Ontology annotation, biological process: snRNA transcription by RNA polymerase III; snRNA transcription by RNA polymerase II. Gene Ontology annotation, molecular function: RNA polymerase II cis-regulatory region sequence-specific DNA binding; core promoter sequence-specific DNA binding; bent DNA binding.
CAGAAAUAUCUUUAAUUGCUCUAAGUGACUUUUAGAGAUAGACUUGCAAAAGACUUCUUUUUGAGUCAACAGACGUCCGUGCCAAUUUCCGGACUAGCGUACUUCUCUCUACUUUCUUCUCAGAACCACCAUCAUUGGAAGUGUUGCAAUGAUGCCAUGACAUCAAAUGAAGGAAAUGUUCAAGGGAAGAGAUACGAUGCAUCCUCUGAACUCUUGAUUGGACCCGAGUCUGAAAGGAUCAAAUUAUCCGAAAUUGCAAAUGAUCCCAUCUUCGCACAGUGUCAGAAAGUGCCAACUUAUUCAAAGGCUUUGACAUCAACAGAAGAAGAAGCUUUGGCGAGGAGAUGUUCUGUAUACGAGCUUCAGAAAAAGGUCAAGGAGACUGUAGAUGAUAGAAAACUAGCAUCUGAACUUCGAACUCGACUUCUCACUUGGGUAGUAGAAGGUGUACCUGAACACGCAGAUACAUUUCGACGGAAGCGCAAGCGAAAGCAAAAUGAACAAACGUCAGAUGUGACGGAGAAUGAAUCGGAUGAUACCCUUGAGAAUGCCACCUCGCACGAGGUAGAGCCAAUAAGAGGAUUGCAAUCGCUGCAGAAAGUCCAAGACUCCGUUCCGAAUGCGUUCAAGUUUAUGGCCAAUCCUGCUCUCGCCAGUGCAUAUCAUCAACAAGGAGGUCGUUCAGAUGGAUCCGCAAUUGUAGCACCGACUCCGACUCAUCUGCUGAAAAAUAUCGAAUAUCCUUCCUCUGUGAUUGAAGCUGUAAGUGAAAGACAGACCAGCGAUGGCAAAGAAAGCCGGCCUUUUAUCCUUGAGAUCUCAAUCUACAGCAGACCACCUCGCGGUAUGUGGGCAAAGGAAAAGUUUGAUAGGAUCGUACGUUCUGUGCCUGAUUCAGGAUACCAUCUAGAAGAAGAAAAAGAGUUUGAGGACAAUUCUCAUUGGCAAGAUGGCGAGAGAUUUGAGAUUCCCGAAAGGACAAAGCGAGGACCUCAAUCUAUGUUUGGCAGAUCAGGCCCGUAUGAAUCAUUGCAACUUGCACAAAAGAUCGAGAUUCGUAGUGAUGCCACUUUGAAAGACCUUCGAGAUGGGUUCUAUUGUAGGAUGGACGAUAUUCCAGAAUCUGUCAAUGAGUCAGAAAAGUUCAAAGCAUGGAACAAGCAAGUCGCCGUGGGAGAUUUGAGCAGUGCCGCUCCACAAAUGCACCAGUAUACCGGUCAAAAGCGCAGGACGGAUAGCUGUUUCUUGAUAGAAGAUGUCUUAUACAGCGAGUAUGCUGGCCAAGACGCAUACGCUUUGCUACUUUCAACACACUUUUCGAAACCAAAUGAGGACGGAGCACCUCCCCGAGCAAGUGCAAGUGGACAGAGGAUGGAGGAUGUAAAGAUGGACUCAUUGGAGCUUUGUACUGGCAAAUUGUAUUGGCUCUUACAUCAAGGCAGCUGUGAGCAUGUUUGGGUCAUUGAUGUGAUGAGAUUAGCCCGAGAAGAAGAAUGCAAGCGACCAAAUUCCGAGUCUGUCACGACCUUUCUUAGGAAUGAUUCUGCAGUCAAUCCGAUCGUUCGAUGGUCACGACCAGUCAAGAGGGAGGAAGCUUUCUUGUUUGGUCCAUGUCAGAUUUGUGAUAAACGACCGUCAGAUAUGAUUGUUGCUGGGGGUGGACGAUUUCGUCCUUUGAAUGGAAAAGAGACAUGUAAGGGUUUAGGAGAUGACAAUGUUGGUGUAUGCGAGUAUUGUUGGUAUACCUUGAAUGGUGACAAGGUGGAAAUUGCAGGGGCCGGUGGAGAAGGAUGGUCAGUUAUACCACUGACGUAAGAACAUCGCUCUUUUUCUGUAUAGUAUGAAAUUGUAUCUAAUACAAAAGCCAGCUCGAGAAAAGAAGCAACCAUGACAACAAUCAAGAUUCCUUUGUUUUUAGC